Perca fluviatilis (European perch) is the source of this 414-nucleotide messenger RNA. Its product is annotated as leukocyte cysteine proteinase inhibitor 1-like. Gene Ontology annotation, molecular function: cysteine-type endopeptidase inhibitor activity. The coding region runs from base 50 to 343 and encodes 97 amino acids. The record is from RefSeq and is a predicted model, not a curated record. The transcript has 3 exons. Lineage: Eukaryota; Metazoa; Chordata; Actinopteri; Perciformes; Percidae. Gene Ontology annotation, cellular component: cytosol.
UGAGAGCAGACAGUUGACUUCUCUGUUAACUUCAGCAGACCUCGACACAAUGGCAACCAUAGUCGGAGCAUACGGUGCGAUAACGGACGCCACUAAAGAAACUCAGGAUCUUUGUCAUCAGGUGAAGACCGAUGUGGAGGAAGAGACAGGAAAGAAGUAUGUGGAAUUCAAAGCAGUUAAAUACAGGAGUCAACCUGUGUCAGGAACCAACUUCCUUAUCAAGGUUCAUGUUGGAGGAGAAGACUACAUUCAUCUGAUCAUCUUCCGAGAUCUUCUGAAUAAAGGAGGAAAGGUGUCUCUGACUAAUGUAAAGAGUCAUCAGACCAAAGUCAGCCCCCUCUAACCUUUUUAGAAACUGAUCCCAGAACCAGUCUCACCAGUAAAAUCCUUAAAGGCUGCAGUCUCAUGUUAAAA